This is a messenger RNA of Topomyia yanbarensis, 8887 nucleotides long. Its product is annotated as zinc finger protein 608. The coding region runs from base 1256 to 7231 and encodes 1991 amino acids. Gene Ontology annotation, biological process: regulation of transcription by RNA polymerase II. NCBI's taxonomy places the organism in Eukaryota, Metazoa, Arthropoda, Insecta, Diptera, Culicidae. The transcript has 13 exons. The record is from RefSeq and is a predicted model, not a curated record. Gene Ontology annotation, cellular component: nucleus.
CGUCACUUUGAGUGCUGGGUUUGAAAUAAUAAUUGAUGUUUUUUCCUAAUGCAAAAUUUUGCCUAUUUUCCAUGCUCGCAUAGUGAAAUUGUUUGAUAACGCCGAAUCAAUGUGUUAUGUACACUUGACUAAAUCGUGUUGACCAUACUGAAAGUUAAUUUGAAUUCAUGAUAACUAGCAAAAUUGGUUUAAAUAUACAUUGGAUGGAAGAAAGUCGGAAGAAAAGUAAGGUUGCAUUUAGCUAAAAGGUCCCUCAUCUACAAAACCAACAACACCGCCUUGAAAGAGCAAUUGAGAGUGAGAAGAGAUGAAACGAUAAAUGUAUUAGUGAGGUGAAUAAAAUGAUAAAUGGGAAUGUCGAGGAGGUGUUUGUGGUGAAGUUAUCAUCGAUGUUUAUGUAGAAACGAAAAGUGAAUAAUAUAGUUUUUUCUGCUGCUGAAUAUAAAUAAAUAUAUGUGUGUUGGUGAGAGAAAUGGACUGUUCAUUAUAUUUUCCAUUGAUUUAAUGAAUGAAUAGUGAAUUUAUCGUUGGUUGCUGUUUCUGAAGGUGCAAAAUGAAGAAAAUGAUUUAACGAAGGGUGGUGACAGUUUGUUCCCCCCGGCGGCAGUCAUUUCGAUUGCCCAGUGAACGUCAAAGAAGUGAAAAGCUUACAAAGAAGCGUAAAUGUAUGUAAUAGAAUUGCAUUUGCUUUAGGAGAAGUAUGGGGAAGCAGUGAGGCAAACCUAGUGAUAAUUGAAAAUGAUUUCUUGUCUGAAUUAUUUAAUAAUUCUUUCAAUGUAGCUUUGAUGCAAAGCAAGCCGGUUACAAAAUAAAUUCAAUGAAUUGCAAUUUAUAUUUAAAACAACUGAACCAUGUGAAAGCUCUUCAGUAUACUGUUUUAUAAAAUUUUUGCCUGCGAAGUCGGGAUAGUCGUUCACACCUCACGAGACCGAAAAAAGCCAUAUUUAAUACAAGAGUUAAUCUUCGGUAAAUAGCUUAAAAUGGUCGUAUUGACCCAAGGGCUGGGGCCCUUCGUCUCCCGCCGUGAAUCGUUUGAAGAUAGCAGCAUUGACAUUACUUCAGUAAAUUGCGACAAAAACAAUUGCUCAACGACAAACUACACUGGAAAAAAGAUUCUACUGCUAUCAAAGGCCGUACUCAACUGUUCUCUGGUACGGUUUGAUUUUUCUUCGUCAUUGUUUUUCAACUUUAGCGAAGAAAAACUAUCGUCAUUCGAGGGCCCGCCAGUAGCGGAGGCCCUUUUUGCUCUUUCUGCAUGGAUUCAAUGAAACGUAGCGAGGCGAGCACCGGCCACCACCAAAACAAGGUGGUUUUAACGAACCAAGCAACAGAGAGCAAUAACAAAGUAAACCUUAGCGGUAGUAAUUUAAACAAUAAUACGGUAAGUAACAAGCAGCAACACCAAUCGGCUCUAUUGAAUCCAAAUCAAACAUCAGGAGCACAAGUAUCGACGCCGUCGAACACAUCAAAUUCUUCGAUAUCGGUAACUAGUGAUACUAACAAAGACUCCAACUUUGAGUAUGACGAUAACGAAUGGGAUGUUGGUAUUGGCGACCUCAUCAUCGACCUAGAUGCAGAUAUUGAAAAAUCAUCCGUCAGUGAUUUAACAAGUGCAUUAGGUGAUUGUAGCACUACGCCAACCGCGUCAUCUCAAUCCGGGUCCACGUUACCAAUUGGUCCCUUUUUGAAUACGCAAAACAGUGACUGCAGUGAGACAGACUUGAGAAGAACACAGUGUGUUAAUCCUUCUACCGUGUUACAGAAGGAUAGUAGUCUAAAAUUGGAUAGCUCAACAAAGGGUGUAUCCACUUGCAUAAGUGUGAAAAGAGUUGUUUUGGAAAGCACGCCUACAAAAGAAGGAACCACGUCUUCUACACCAUCAAAACAUCACUCCUCCUCUUCCUCUUCCUCCUCCUCAUCAUUUACUUCCGGACAUCACCAUCACCAUCACCACCACCAUCAUAAGUCGAAUAGUGGCACGGAUUCGGGCAUCCGCACUGCUAGUAAUCCGUCGAAGCAUUCGGUGCUACUUAGCCAAUUAAACAGCAGUAAACACACGAAUCCGUCAUUUCUUUUAUCAUCCGAGAUUUCGGGACUAAAACAUCAUCACAACUCCUGUAGUGUCAGUAAUAGCGUCGAUAACUGCACUAGUACGGGGCUCGAUCUGGACACGCUAAAGAGCAGUCGAAGUAGCAGUUCAAGCACAAUGUCAUCCACGACAAGUAGUUCAGGUGGUAAGUCAGCCACCAAACUUUCUGUUGAUCAUCAAGCUACAUUAGACAAAGGAUUGAAAAUGAAAAUAAAACGUACUAAACCUGGAACCAAGACGUCCGAGGCAAAACAUGAAAUAGUUAAAGCCGAGCAGAACGGUACCAGUUCACUAUCUUCAUCAAAUGCUGAUGAAAAUAAUAGUAAUAGUAACAGCAGUUCUAACUCUAGUAACAAGAAGCAUUCGUCACAAUCGCAGUCCCAAACGCAACAACAGGUAGCUGGUAGUCCCAAUAUAUCACAGCAGCAACAACAGCAGGGAGCUAAACGGGGUAGUAGCGGGCAUCGACGAGACAAAACGAAAGAUAAAGCUACACACCAUACUCAGCGCGAUAAGAAUGAACACAACAGCAGUAGUAGUAGUAGCGGUAGUUGCAGUAGUACUUCAUCAAGUGGUGAACGGGGUUGUAACUGCACACAUGAAAUGCAAGUGAAUGGUAUUCAGCAACCCUGUUCCAGUAUAUCUUGCAUACGAAGUAGAACCUCAGAUCAAUCAAUGGGACCGUUAUCGCAGCGGAUAUCAAAUCAAAAUAAUUCGAGUACAAGUUCUUCAAAUAGUUUAUUCUCUUCGAAUUCCAUUACGGGUUCAUCGUUAAGUAGUAGUAGUAGUAGUAAUACUCCGAAUGCACCGGGCCCACCGUCCUCCAAGGACAGCAGCAAGAGUAAACCAGUAGUACCAAUCACAAUUCAUUCAUCGUCACAGAUCUCUUCCGCGGCGGCGGCAAACAGUUCGCAAUUAUCAAACCUCCAGCACUCUACCUCAUCUAGUGGUAGCAGUUGUGUUGGAAGCGGAAAUAGCAGCUCUGGUUCCAGCAGUAACACAAGCUCAAGCUCUAGCAGUGGGAGCAGUAGUUCUGGAAAUAAUGCACUUAAAUCGCAGUUACAAUCGACAGUACCACCAACAAGUUUGUUGAACGCACUAUCUUCAGGUUCAUCUGUCACAGCUAGUCCCAACGUUGCAUUGACUUCCGGAAGUUUAAGCUCUCAUGCAUCAAGUAACGCAUUAUCGAUGGUUGGGGAGACAGGCGCAGCACUUGUGAAAGAGGAGAAAAUUAGUACUAGUCCACCGCCAGCCAAGCGCCACAAAUGUGAACCGAAAGAUAUGGUGGAUGUAUGUGUAGGGACAUCAGUCGGUACAAUUACUGAACCAGACUGCCUUGGACCAUGUGAGCCUGGUACGUCUGUAACAUUAGAAGGUAUCGUAUGGCAUGAAACUGAAGGCGGAGUGUUAGUGGUUAAUGUAACCUGGCGGGGUAAAACCUACGUCGGAACUUUAAUAGACUGUACAAAACAUGACUGGGCACCACCACGAUUUUGUGAUUCUCCGACCGAAGAAUUUGAUUCGCGGACACCAAAAGGAAGAGGAAAGCGAGGACGAAACUCGACGUUGUUUCCCAUCAACGAUCUUAGCAAUUUCACGGAAACCCGGAGCUCAAUGCAUAGCAAGCUGCGGAACGGAGGAGCGAAAGGUCGUGGUUGUCGUGGAAUCACUACAACCGCUGAAAGUAAUUCUUCAAAGACGACAGCGACAUCAACUACUACCACAGCAAGUUCCUCCAGUGGCACGACCACAAGCGCUAGCUCUGAUACUCCUUCAACGUCUCCUGUCGCUUUUUUGCCGCCACGACCGGAGAAACGAAAAUCGAAAGACGAAUCGCCAUCACCGGUGAAUGGUGGUGGCGGAAGCGCAAGUAGUUCGAGCGGCACUGUGAUAACCUCUAACAGUGUAAGUAAUGCAAACGCCAGUGGCAUUGUAAAUAAUGGUAUCCCAAGCACACAAAGUGUGGUUAAUCCUAUGACUGGGCUUAACGUUCAAAUUUCCACAAAAAAAUGCAAGAAUACAGCGUCACCGUGCGCAGUUUCGCCAGUUCUGUUGGAGUGCCCUGAACAAGACUGUAGUAAAAAAUAUAAACAUGCUAAUGGACUGAGAUAUCACCAAAGUCAUGCACAUGGUAGUGUUUCGUCAAUGGACGAAGAUUCAUCGCAUACUCCUGAAUCGCCACAACGAGUAGCACCUCCAACGACGCCAUCACCCGUACCCACUACUACUGUGCAGUCAUCAAGUCUUCCAACAGUGUCAGUAUCAAACACGACACUGUUGCCAGUGACCAGUAUAGCACCUGCAGUCACAACUCCUGUUUCUAGUAGUGCACCUCAGUCUUUCGUUUGCGCUGCUGUUACGUCUAGUGUUAGCCAAAGCACAACAACGGCGACGAGUUCUACAGUAACUGAUGAGACACGAUCGAUUAACCCUCCUAGUAAAUCACCAUCUCCCAGUUUACUAGUAACAGCAAAUGUUGCAAAUACUGCGCAGUUGCCAACGCCCCACUCUCUUCUAAUCAGUACGACACAAUCGUUAGCAACUACAUCUCAAAUUGGCUCCCAGUCGACAGUUACCUCGCCAGCUACAGCAGGUGGUAGCAUUACAACUGGUGUUGCUUGUCCAAGUCAACCACAUGCAAGUGUUGGCAGUAAUACAACUUUACUGAGUACAGUUCUUGCAAACAAUCCCAACACACUCUUGUCGCAAGCCCCGCCCAGUCAAGUUCCAAGUUUGCCGCCAUCUCAGCAACACCUUUCCGCAGGAUCAAUUUCACAAGGGAAUAGUAACAUUUUACCUGCCACUUCGACAAGGUGUGAUCCGAAUCUGAAAGGUAGUAAAUCAGGAGUACUGCGUUUCGGGCCACUUCCUAGUGAAGGCGAUCAAAAUGCGCGGCUAACACCAGUUACACAGACACCUUCCAACCUUACGGGAACUCCAGGAUCUCUCCAAGCAGGAGCACAACAAAGUACUCCUGUUCGGCCAUCAGCUGUUUCAAUGACUGGAGGUCUCUUAGCACUACAGCCGUCAACACCCGGAACGCCGGAAGGUCUAAGCAUAAAGUCACAAAAUUGUUCUAAGCAAAAGAAAAAUCGAAAAUCACCUGGUCCCUCGGAUUUUGACAUCGCUGCCGCUAAUCGUGCUGAGGAUGUCCAAAGUCCCGCUUAUAGCGACAUUAGUGAUGAUUCCGCUCCGGUUGUGGACGCUAGUGACUUAGACAAAACGACAAAAGGUUCGCAGCUAGUAGAUGUAAGUAAAAAGCCAAACGAAGGCAUUCCAGGGCAAUUAGCGCCUCUUUCUGGGUAUGGAAUGUAUCCCUACUAUCCAGGCAUGCCACAUCAACCACCAUACUAUGCGCCAGAUCAUACGGGGAAACCUCCAGGUCUGGGACAUUCUCCUCUUGGUUCUAAUGCUAACGUAGACUAUAAGAACAAAGAGCCGCCACUUGAUCUUAUGAACAAGCCAAAUCAGCACCAGCAACAGCAGCCGCCACCAUCCCAACAAGGACAGCCUCCUCAUAACCAGCAGCUGCUAACGGGAGAUAUAGGCAGUCAAGCGAACAAAGAAGCCACGGGUGUUCCUCUCACACAUCCAGGUGCAGGGAAAAUGAUGCAGCAUUUCUAUCCUUACGGUUAUAUGCCCACUGGAUUCAGCUAUAACAUAGAUCCGAACUAUGGUCCUGUGUCCAUGAUAUCUGAAGAUAGUAAACUAGGUCAACAGCCACCUCCUUCUGGUCAAAUUAAAGAAGAAAGAAUCAAAGAAAGUCCUAGUCCUAACGAUUAUGCAAAAAUGGGAUCACAGAUGGUAUCCGCCAAACUUAUAAAAUCAGAACCAACUGUAGUUAAGGAUAUCAAGACUGAAGGUGCGCAUUCGAUACAUUCUAAAGAGCAGCCUCCGCCUGGACAACCACCGGGGCAGUCAUCGAUAAGUGCCUAUGGUGGAAUGUUUCAAAGGCAUGGUUUGAAUAUGGGUCCAUCGUCCCAACAACCGCAGCAUAUGAAUCGGGAGGAUGAUUUGAGACGUUUGUUCAAUUACUCUGAUCAGCGAAGAUCGAAUACGUCAGGAAAUUCGUCAAUAUCAAAUAUUAACCCAAAGGAUGAACCGUCAUCUCCAUCACAAUCACAAACCGGUCAUCAGAUUCCGGGAUCUGCACAUUGUCAGACUACAUCACAAUCUUCAACCAACACUUCCCAUCAACAGCAAAAAAGUUCAAAAAAUGCACUAUCCUCACAGCAACAAAUGAAGCAGCAGAAAGAUAUCAAAACUGAGGAUAAAGAAUUGUUAAAAGUCAAACAAGAAGGCCAGAAACCCACUAUGGAGACCCAGGGCCCCCCACCUCCACCGACCUCUCAGUACUAUCCACAUUCACUUUAUAUGAGCGCCGCUCCCUUCGGAUUUGAUCCCAAUCAUCAGAUGUACAGGAAUAUGUUAGUACCGACGGCAUCGUACAGUGCGCCUCCAUAUCAUUUGCAAAUACCACGAUAUACGACUCCUGAGGACUUGUCACGAAAUCCUAGUACAAAGGCACUAGAUUUACUACAACACCACGCCAGUCAAUAUUAUAACUCGCAUAAGAUUCAUGAGCUUAGAGAGGGCGCGCUGAAAAGUCCAACCAGCAACGUUAAAGUAAGCGUAUCUAGUCCCAAUCAUUCUCAGCAAUCCAGUCAAAACCCUAACAUGUGCAUUCCUCCAUCAAAUAGUAGCAUCAAUAGCUCAGGAUUAUCGUUACAGCAACAGCAGCAAGCUCCGCCAUCCGCACAUCCACAGCAACAUACGCAGCAACAGCCACCAGGAAGUUCUAUGCCAUCCUCACAAGCACUAGCUAGCGGUCCAAAUGCAUGUACUGUGCCUAGUGGCGGAGGAAAUGGAGGACCUGAUUUGACAAAGGAACCAGGUGGUCCCGGAGGUUUGGUUCAAUGUCCAACACCUUCAGGUGCCCCUGCACAGCAACCGGGUCAGUCUGCAAGCGGCGCACGAAGCCCACCUCCUCAACGACAUGUGCACACGCACCAUCAUACACAUGUCGGUCUAGGCUACCCGAUGUUCCAGGCACCAUAUGGAGCAGCUGUACUAGCGAGUCAACAGGCCGCAGCAGCCGUCACUGUGAUUAGUCCGUUCCAGACAGGACCUCCAACUAAGUGAAGAGGAAUAAAUACACAAGCAGGCAGUAGAAAUGCAAUUGUCGCGAAUCAAGCAGAGCUGUUCCCUUUAUUAGGACGACAAAUCGGACGUCGUAGAAUAUAGCAUACAGCAGAUGCACAUGACAAUUGUAGUCGAGCGGAAGCGAACGUGUGAUAGAAUAGUUUUUACAAUCCUACAAGUUAUGCGGUAAAAUUGGGCUUUUCACACCAGUGGGUUGAAUACGUCUUAUGUCUAGACUGCAGAAAUUGCUGACGGAAGUUUGGCUUCACAGUUCUCCGGCGUUCGACAGUAUGAAUAUGGAACUGAGUAAAAUGUAUUUUUUUACUUGUGUACUAUGGAUGAGGUUUUAACCGGAAAUAAAACAUCGUAUUACAUAGAACUCAAAUAAGAGCUAUAGCUUUAGUAUUGUUAGUAUAAGUGUAGAGAUAGUUUAGAGGCAAAGUAUCUAUUUUUGUACAAAAAUUAAAAAUAAGCAAAAACAUUACAAAUUUUACUAGUAACGCGACUUUAUGAUAAAAACUAGACAAUUUUGAUCAUUAGUUGUGUACUGAUAAACAGCAUGUAAAUAAAUCUUUGUCGUUUGGAUACCAAUAUCUUGGAAAAAAUGAUUCUACUGAUACAUACAUUUAUUCUCGAUUUAAUCUCGUUCCAAAUUUUUCAAGUGAGAACGUCAAUCAAAAUCCGUUCGUUUGGAAGCACAGAUGUAAAUGUCAAAAUCCGUCAGCAUAUGUAUAAAUAUAGUUACUUUAACAAACAAACAUUUUGGUCUGCUUCUUCUUGGAUGUUCCAUAUGAAACUGCAUUCUUUUUUAAAGUGUUGCGCCUAAAUGAAUUUAAUGCAGUUUUUCUAUGGCUUAUACUUCGCGGAAUCUCGGGCCAUAUUUCGUCAGUCUAUAAAAAUCGUGAAAAGUCUGAUUAUCAGUGGGUAAGUUUACUAAACCAACUAGUUUGAUUUAGCAUGAGAAUAUUCAAGGUCACCGCAUGACUGAUAAUUUCUAAACAAAAGGUAGAAGUAUUACUGCGAACUAAGCUUUCCUGUAAAUGAGUAAUGUUGAUUGAAAUGUACAUGCAGCUGCAGAAGGAGAGUAGGAGCCUUUUUAAACAUGUUUGUAUGCAUAUACACAAGGGAUUGUGCUCUUUUGGAAUGGAAUCCCAAUUGGUAUCUUCCAAUUUCGUUGGAAAUGUAAAUUACGCAAAUUGCGCUCGAAAAUUAAAUAAAAAUACCAGUAGCAAAUUGGGAAAGCAUCAUAAUAAAAAUAUUGUACGAUUUAACGUAAAAAUCCUUAUGAACCACCAAAUAAGGAAGUUAUUUUGAAAACGAAUUGUAAACAAAGCUUUAGGUGUGCAAAAUCUAACAUAGUGAGAUAAUAAAUAUUAUAUCGAACAUGGAAGCUCGUUAAUAAAGAGUACUCCAAAUCCUGCCGACGUGCAAGGUAGUAGUACAUCAUGUCAACAUGCUUAGAUGAAACUGGACUUGGUGUUGGUUCAUUUCUUGCCAUGCUGACAAACAGUUACUAUCGAGACUUGACAGAAAUGAAUAACAUCAGAGAUUAGCUACAGUAAAUUACAUGUAAAAUUAAAUUAAAACAACAAAAUAUUACAUUUAUAGCUAUUAUGUAUAGAAAUACAUUCCUUGUAUCAAAGCAUGGUAAAAUAA